ACUGCUCUACCUCACUUGUUCUGUAGCUUAGUUCGUAUGGGGAGUCUGAAGAGGAAGUUGUAGCAGCUGAACUAUGAUAUAGUCCAUCUCCUCCGUUUACUACUGGGGCGCGGAAGCCUUUGCCCUUUUUCUUUCGCCCCUAUUAGUGGUGGUACUGCCCGUCAUUAACGAGGCCGCGCGACGGCGGGGUUACUCGUCCCUCUCAACUUUAAGCGUCUGAGACUACAAUAUUUGGGGAGAACUAUUCUUUAUAUUAGAUAGCUACGUUGGUUGUGUCUAAACCCCCAAGGUUUGUACUAACACCACCUGGUGGCUCCCUUUCGUCCUCCGCCAAAACCGAAUUGAUUAGUUCCACUAUGGAUAUAAUGGAUGGGUAAGACUCAAGACGACUACCAAAGGUUAUCCGGUUCAGUCUGCUCCGUGGUGGCCAACUGAGCGACCUGAUCAGCUCCGUUAUCCUCGACACCCCAUCCAGUAUGCUCCGUGGUGGCCAACUGAGCGACUUGAUCAGUUCCGCUAUCCUCGACACCCAUGGCGACAUAUUGAUCAGCCCGGCUCAAGGUUUUCGUGACGCGGAGAACAUCGUCAACGUUGAGAUUGUCGUCAUUCAGGGAGAUGAUGCAUUAAUCGCAGCCCUUAUCCAUCUGAGGAACGCUAGCGGUGAUCGGGCAAUGGGAAGUCUUGUGGGUUUUCGACUUGCAAAAAAUGCAAAUCCGAUUGGGACAUCCUUUUUUGAGAUGACCUGUUUUCCCGCAAGCUGUGCAUUUCGCCUCCAUACGCAAGGGGCACUCCUGGUUGAAAUGACCAGUUUCGUUGCAAUGGUGGCACUUCUUUGGAGGAUUUUGCGGACAAUCGGCGCCUUUAUGCCCAAGCUCGUUGCAUCUUUUACACGUCAUAGGCCGAGCUUCCUUCCCAUUCUUUCGACCAGCUUCGUUAUCGCGAGCCUCGCAAUCCUCGAAAGAAUGCUUUGUUUCCUGGAGACACUUGGGGUAUUUCUUCUUCGCCGUGCAAUCCCAUCUUGGCCUUUUUGAGUUUUCGUACACGCGAUACAGCAUAUAUCGUUCCCAUUGGCAUCGUUCCUGCUCGGGUUCAGGGCUCUCAA
Messenger RNA from Lasiosphaeria miniovina, 1102 nucleotides. RefSeq lists its product as uncharacterized. Lineage: Eukaryota; Fungi; Ascomycota; Sordariomycetes; Sordariales; Lasiosphaeriaceae. The coding region runs from base 477 to 1031 and encodes 184 amino acids. The transcript has a single exon. The record is from RefSeq and is a predicted model, not a curated record.